AUCUCAUUUCGUAUCAUCUAAUCCCAUUUCAUUUCUUUCUACUUCAUACCUUAAUCGCUUGCUUAAAUGGCUUCGCCUUUUUUUACAUGAAAUUGGCUGUAAGUUCUAUAUUUCUUUUGCCUGAUGAAUCUAAAUGAAACUAAAAAUUAAACACUAAAAGCAAAACAAAUAAAUUUUAAUAAAUUCAGGUUAUAAGAUUGUGAAACCUCUAACAUAACAUAGUGUAUAUUUUUUAAGUUUUCUAUUACAACCUAAAUUAAUACUAACCAAUUAAAACGUCCCUACGUUCUAUUUCUCAAACAAAAGAAUCAAUAUUUUAUUCAAAUGGGUGAUGAUGACGAAUAUGCCUGUGUCAACAAGACACAGCUGAAAAUAAAAGAUAAUUCUGGAAUUAAGAAGAGAAAGAAAAAGAAAGCCAAAAAAGAAACUGAAAAGAUAGUAGAAAAAGAAAUAAAACAACAAAUCCAGCAACCAACCAAUGUCGAUCGAAGAACCAAAGCCGAGAUUGCAUAUCAAAAUAUGCAGGAAAAAAUGCAAAAACAAAGAAUAUUACAAAAGGCUGAGAUGACACAUAAGCAGAGAGUGGAAAAAUUUAAUCAACACCUUGACAGUUUGACAGAGCACUUUGAUAUUCCAAAAGUUUCUUGGACUAAAUAAAAUCAUGAACAGCAAAGGAUACAAUUUUCUAUUGUAAAUAUGUGAAAAGUACUAACAGACUAAAAUUUCAAAUCAAAUUGCAGCAAAGUUUUUAUAUUUUAUAAUUUUUUUUGGUAAUUAAGAUAACCACUAUAUAUCCUAUAUGUAUUUUUUCCUGUAUUAGUAAUGUAUGCCCAUCUGCUGGAAAUGGCACUCAAGUACCAAACUAACUAGAAUGCCACCAUUCACCGUGAGUCUAGAGAACUGAACUUUGUAUUGUAAUGUUGGGCUUGAACUAGAAUGUGCUGAUCUUGCAGAAAAAGGUCUGUAGUAGGUUAAUUAAUGGUAAUGUUAGUUUUCUCAAGAAUGGCUCAGAAGUACCACUACUCUACAUAGUGAUGUCCAUGAACAAAGGAUAAUACAUACAGGAUAGAAGAGAAAAUGUGAGGACGACAUGGUGAUACAAGCCACAAUAUUCAUGAACAGUGCAACCUUAGUUCCACUGUAUAAAAAGUAAUAAAUGAGUUACUUAUUAUGGAUAUAAGUUUGUGAAAUGUGAAAUAAAAAGUAUUUAUAAUAGU
Bombyx mori (domestic silkworm) is the source of this 1217-nucleotide messenger RNA. RefSeq names its product protein FAM32A-like. The record is from RefSeq and is a predicted model, not a curated record. Gene Ontology annotation, cellular component: nucleolus. Lineage: Eukaryota; Metazoa; Arthropoda; Insecta; Lepidoptera; Bombycidae. The transcript has 2 exons. The coding region runs from base 325 to 657 and encodes 110 amino acids.